AUGGAAAACCUCACCAUGGUUAACAUGACGGUGGAGAACGACACGUCGGUGCAGGACAAUACAACCCUGGGUGUUUGGACUGACUACACAGUCGAAUACAAAGUAGUCAGCGUGUUCCUGGUGUCCCUCAUCUGCGGCUUGGGGAUUGUGGGCAACGUGAUGGUCAUACUGGUGGUCCUGACCACCAAACACAUGCGGACCCCCACCAACUGCUACCUGGUGAGCCUGGCCGCCGCUGACCUGAUGGUGCUGACGGCCGCCGGGCUGCCCAACAUCACCGACGCCCUGCAGGGACAGUGGGUGUACGGCUACUUUGGCUGCCUGGGCAUCACCUAUUUCCAGUACCUGGGGAUCAACGCGUCCUCCUGCUCCAUCACCGCCUUCACCGUGGAGCGCUACAUCGCCAUCUGCCACCCCAUCAAAGCGCAAUUCCUGUGCACCUUAUCCAGGGCGAAGAAGAUCAUCCUGCUGGUGUGGACGCUCACCUCCGUCUACUGCGUCAUGUGGCUCUUUCUGUCGGACACCAAGAAGUUGGCGUACGACAACGUGGUGCUGCUCAGCUGCGCCUACAAGGUGUCCAGGACCUACUACCUGCCCAUUUACUUCACGGAUUUCGCGGCGUUUUACGUGCUGCCCCUCAUGCUCGCCACAGUCCUGUACGGGCUGAUCGCCAGGAUACUUUUCCUCAACCCGCUGCCCUCGGAUCCCAAAGGCGGCUCCAAGAAGUGGAAGAAGGAGAUGAGUCAGGGCAGGAGGAUGGUGGGCACCUGCUCCUCCAGCAGCGCCACGGCUGCCUCCCGCAGACAGGUGACAAAGAUGCUGGCUGUAGUGGUGGUCCUCUUCGCCCUACUUUGGAUGCCCUACCGCACCUUAGUGGUGGUCAACUCCUUCCUGGACAAGGCCUACCUGGACACCUGGUUCCUGCUCUUCUGCCGUCUCUGCAUCUACCUAAACAGCGCCAUCAACCCGGUCAUCUACAACGCCAUGUCCCAGAAGUUCCGCGCCGCUUUUAAGAAGUUGUGUCACUGCGGCCCUCAGCGCAUGGAGAAACCGGCCUCUUACAGUGUGGCGCUAACCUACAGUGUCAUCAAGGAGACGUCCAACGGGGAGAGUCCCGACCACUUCACCACAGAAAUGGACGACGAGCUACACACGCCGUCAGAUCAGUACUUACCCGCCAGCAUCCUUCCAAGUGCCAAGAAGAUGCCGUUUGCAGAGUCUUCGCUGUCAGGUAGUGAUGUUAAAGCCUGA
Messenger RNA from Anoplopoma fimbria (sablefish), 1251 nucleotides. It is a transcript of the gene trhra, whose product is annotated as thyrotropin-releasing hormone receptor a. Lineage: Eukaryota; Metazoa; Chordata; Actinopteri; Perciformes; Anoplopomatidae. The transcript is spliced from 2 exons. The coding region runs from base 1 to 1251 and encodes 416 amino acids. Gene Ontology annotation, cellular component: membrane. The record is from RefSeq and is a predicted model, not a curated record. Gene Ontology annotation, biological process: phospholipase C-activating G protein-coupled receptor signaling pathway. Gene Ontology annotation, molecular function: thyrotropin-releasing hormone receptor activity.